CCAUCCCUUCCCCACUUCUUCAAGCCUGUUCACCUUCGGCCGCAGAGAGCGAGAGAGAGAGAGAGAGAGAAAGCCUUCAAGCAGCAGCGAAGAACCUUCAAUCGUCGAAAAUGGUGGCCCCGAAGAAGACGAAGAAGACCCAUGAGAGCAUCAACACCAGGCUCGCUCUCGUCAUGAAGAGUGGCAAGUACACUCUUGGCUACAAGACCGUCAUCGAUUCCCUUCGCAACUCCAAAGGGAAGCUAAUUAUCAUUUCCAACAAUUGCCCACCUCUGCGGAAGUCAGAGAUCGAGUACUAUGCUAUGCUUGCCAAGGUUGGGGUUCACCACUACAAUGGAAACAAUGUUGAGCUCGGUACAGCAUGUGGAAAGUACUUCCGGGUGUCUUGCCUUAGCAUCAUUGAUGCAGGUGAUUCGGAUAUUAUCAAGACGCUGCCUGGUGGUCAGUGAAGGAGAGUAGGAUGAUACCUCUAUGUUGAGUGUAGUGUUUUGUUUUGAGACUUGCCCUUUCUUUUCUCUGAAUGAAAUUCUCGAUUUUCUUUGACAAUGUUGUCGUGUUGCUAAGUUUCCGAAUGAUUAGGUUCUACUAUAUGUGUAAGGUGAUCUUCGUUGUGACUUGAUACAUGGCUUCUUGAGACUCAUUAAAGUUAAUUUUGUUACAUUAGAUAUCCCAUUCGGGGUUUUUGCUU
Molecule: messenger RNA, 688 nt
Organism: Malus domestica (apple)
Lineage: Eukaryota; Viridiplantae; Streptophyta; Magnoliopsida; Rosales; Rosaceae
Product: large ribosomal subunit protein eL30-like
Cellular component (GO): cytosolic large ribosomal subunit
Molecular function (GO): structural constituent of ribosome; RNA binding
Source: RefSeq, a predicted model, not a curated record